This is a messenger RNA of Loxodonta africana (African savanna elephant), 3479 nucleotides long. RefSeq names its product ELOVL fatty acid elongase 3 (gene ELOVL3). The coding region runs from base 1384 to 2163 and encodes 259 amino acids. Gene Ontology annotation, biological process: fatty acid elongation, monounsaturated fatty acid; very long-chain fatty acid biosynthetic process; fatty acid elongation, saturated fatty acid. Gene Ontology annotation, molecular function: fatty acid elongase activity. The transcript is spliced from 3 exons. The record is from RefSeq and is a predicted model, not a curated record. Gene Ontology annotation, cellular component: endoplasmic reticulum membrane. Lineage: Eukaryota; Metazoa; Chordata; Mammalia; Proboscidea; Elephantidae.
UGUCCGGAUACCCACAGAGCGGUCAGGGGAAGAGCCAAAAACGUGGGUGUAGACGGUUUGGGAAAGAAAGGGAUAGAUAAGUGGGCGGGGAGAGGGUCCACGGUGGGGAUUUGAGGAAGGGCGUGCGGGGCGCCUGGGAGAAGUGCCCUUGAAAUUGACCGAUCAGAGAGCGGGAUGCGGCCCAGGGGCGGGGCAGGGGCGUAUCUUGGCCCAGAUUGGGUAACGGGCGGAGAGGGGCGGUGCACCUGCUGGGUCGCCUCUUUGCAAUUCCGCAUUAUACAGUGCGGUGGCGGCUGCGGUGGUGAACACCCGCUACGUUGCAACUCACGUGCAUACCUCGGACGCUAUACUCAGCUGGCCCCAGGUUCCUUAGGUCCUGGGUCCGUUCCAUCCGGCCCCGAAGUUCGCUUCAUACUCGGUCCAGCUCCACAAACUCCGACCCUCGACGUCUGCAGAACGAAAUAGCCACAGCCAUGAAUGUCUCCCAGGAAAUAGACCAACAGUUCCAGUCCUACAAAUUCGAGCAGUUCCAGCUCCCUAUGGAUGAGUACUGGUGAGACUUAGGGAGGGGGGAAAGCGCCGUGCCAGGGGGCCCGACUCAGGUGAGUGCUAUUGCGGGGCAGGGAGGGACAAUGAUUUUCCUAAAAAGCAAAUGUAUGGGGCUCCCCCGCACUGGCUCCAUACUCCCGCUGUUCAAGGCGUCGCACCUUAAAGAGAUUAGGGCUGAAAGAAAGAAAGAUCAGGAGGCAGAAAUAAGAGGAUGGGGAGAGGAAUACAGGAGAAAACAAAAGCCAGGGAGAAAGAGUCUCAGUGAGAUCUGGUCGCUGAGAAAUAAGGUUGAUCUAAUUCCUUAAAAAAAAAAAAAAAACCAGCCACCGACCUUAUAGAGAUGACUGUUCUCCAUCCUUUGUGGCUGUGUGUGUGCGCUCGUGCAUGUGUCGUGGUGGUGCCCAGGGACUACCUGCCCUUCACAAUUAUCUCAUUGUUCCCCACACGCCCCACUGUCCCUGUUGUGGAGAAGGAGGCAAAAGCCAGGGAGGUCUUCCAAGUUUUCCCUAGGAUCUCUGGCUUUGCCCUAUGGUUCCUCAGAGGUGUGUGUGGGCUGACUUUGUGCUCCAGACAAUUUGCCAUGGCCCAGCCAGGCAGAAGCAGUUGCCACAUUCUUAGGCAGGUUGGUUCUAGGCAUGGGCUAGACAACUGUCACGCACGGCCAAGCCCAGUAACAGAGGAAAAAUCACAGAAACUUUGGACAUUGCCCCUGCCCUGUGCCAAGUAAUUUAUAUACAUUAACUCUACUAGGAAAGGAGUAUUAUUCCCCUUUUACACAGCUAGUAAAAGUAGCAGAACGGGGACUCCAACCCAGAGCGAGUCCCACCUGGAGAGAUGCGUGGGCAUUCCUCUAGCCAGUACCCAUCCAUGAGCCCAUCCUCUCUGCCUUCUCCUUCCAGGACAACCUCAUUCCCCAUAGCUCUGAUCUACCUCGUGCUCAUCUUGGUGGGGCAAAACUACAUGAAGGCACGGAAGGGCUUCAACCUACAGAUGCCUCUUAUCCUCUGGUCCUUCUGCCUUGCCAUCUUCAGUGUCCUGGGGGCAGUGAGGACAUGGAGCUUUAUGGGGACUGUGCUACUCAGGGUGGGCCUAAAGCAAUCUGUGUGCUACACCUCCUUCUUCAGACAUUCCACAGUCAGAUUCUGGUCCAGCCUCUUUGUUUUCAGCAAGAUCAUUGAGCUUGGAGACACAGCCUUCAUCAUCCUGCGUAAGCGGCCGCUCAUCUUUGUGCAUUGGUACCACCACAGCACGGUGCUAAUAUUCACAUUCUUUGGAUACAAGAGUAGGAUGGCUGCUGGUGGCUGGUUCAUGACCAUGAACUUUGGCGUGCAUGCCAUCAUGUACACCUACUACACUCUGAAGGCUGCCAAAGUGAAUUUCCCCAGGAUGCUUUCCAUGCUUAUCACCAGUUUGCAGAUCCUGCAGAUGUUUGCAGGAGCCGUCACUGGCAUCCUGACGUACAUCUGGAGGCAUGAACAGGGAUGCGAUACCACCACAAUGGAACAGUUCUUCUGGUCCUUUGUCAUGUAUUCAAGCUACUUCAUCCUCUUUGCCCACUUCUUCCACCAAACCUACAUCACACCCAAGGUCAAAAACAAGACCAAGAGCCAGUGAAGAGUUGGAGAAAAAGAGAGAGCCCCAGGCUUUCUCCUCCCCAGGGCACAGAGUGAGUGAGCUUAGGUUUGGGAGAAUGAUUAGGGCGUCUUACCUGGAUAGUUUCCCCCGUGGGAUGUAUGCCCCAAGGUGGCAAGAAGUUAUAGCAGACAGGAAGUAUCCCUGGGGUGGGGAUGUGGUGUGCUACUUUGAUGCUUCUGUUUUUAACGUGAAGGCCAAACAGGCCCUGGAAUGGGGUGGGACUGUGGAGGAUCGUCAGAGCUGGGUUAUUUGUAUUUCUGUCCAGAAAUCUUUCUACUUCUUGCUCAACUUUUUAAAUUAAAGAUUUCAACAAGAUGAGUGGUCCUUUUGGGAUUUGGGAAAAGAAGGGUGCUGCUGACAGUGGGGUGAUCAUACAAGCAUCCUAGGUUGCAGAAUUUUGGAUCAUUUUCACUAUUCCACGUUAGGGAGGUCUGCCCCCUCAUAUGUUAUUCACACCUGCAAAUAAGCAGUGGAGUCCCGAUCUACCAGCUAUCUUCCCUGAGACCACCAAGUGGCGCCAUAGCACCAGUUUUGGCCCAUGCUAGCGCGAAGUGGGUCCCGGGCUCUCAAACCACACACUAAACCUCCUUCUCUCCAGGAAACACACACACACACACACACACACACACACACACACACAACCUCCUUCUCUCCAGGAAACACACACACACACACACACACACACGCUCACCUUUUCUCCAGGAAACACACACAACGAAACCCGUUGCCGUCGAGGCGAUUCGGAUUCAUAGCAACCGUAUAGGACAGAGUAGAACUGCCCCAUAGUGUUUCCAAGGCUCUAAUUUUGAGGUGGUUCCAACUGCCCACCUUUCGGUUAGCAGCCCAGUGCUUAAUCACUGUGCCACCAGGGCUCCUUGGAAACACACAUAAACACUUUUCCCCAGAAAUUGCCAGGCUUUCCUGUCUUCGGAGAGGUUGAAGGAGCUAAAGCCCUAGGAGCCUGAACUCUCGCCUCGCUCCUGUUCAGCCCAGACUUCCCUUAGAAAAUGGAGGAAGAUGAAGCUCGCGUUUGGGAGAGGACUCAGCCUAACUCUCAGUCAUCAAACUUUUGAGAGUCCGCGCACGUUUAUUUAUCUUUGAAAAUGGAGGAAAUGGAGUCUGGAGAAGGCGGGAUAGACCAAGGGUGAGUUGGCCUCUGGGGUCCCUGUUCCUGGCCUUAGUCCCAAGGGCAUGGUCUGUGUGUAGGGCUCAGUCCCACUUCAGGGCUAGGAAGGUGAAGUCCCUGUCCUGAGCUGGCCGCCCACCAGCUGCCCAAGCACUCCUCUCAGACUCUG